Nymphalis io (European peacock) is the source of this 1841-nucleotide messenger RNA. It is a transcript of the gene RanBP3, whose product is annotated as ran-binding protein 3. Gene Ontology annotation, molecular function: GTPase activator activity. Gene Ontology annotation, cellular component: nuclear pore; cytoplasm. The record is from RefSeq and is a predicted model, not a curated record. Gene Ontology annotation, biological process: protein export from nucleus. The transcript is spliced from 6 exons. Lineage: Eukaryota; Metazoa; Arthropoda; Insecta; Lepidoptera; Nymphalidae. Bases 75 to 1445 code for a protein of 456 amino acids.
UAAGCUGCAUUACGCAUUUUGCACCUAUUUAGUAUUGUUGUUAUAGUCUGUGUUUUCAUUGUGAAUAUUCGACAAUGGCAGAUGCUAAGCAAGGUAAAACACCUGAAGACUAUUACAAUGGACAAUCACAAUCUCGAGUGGUCCUUGCCAAACCACGUCUUGGUGGAUUUGGGACUUCUAGUUUUGCUUCCAGUUCAAGCAAAAGCUGCAAUCCAUUUGGAUCUGUUUUACGUCCCCCACAAUUAAAGCCAGGGAACAAUCCUUUUCUUAAAGUGUCUGAGCCAGAAGGAGGUAAUGCAGAGAAAAAGAAUGAAACAGUAACAUCAGUAGAUACCAGACUAAACGAAACAAAAGAUGAAGAAGCACCAAAGUUUGUCCCUUUAGGAUCUAGUAGUGUUGCUCCAAGGACCACAACGUCAGUUCCUACUCCAGCUCAGCCCACUACAAGCACUUCAUCAAGUGGUUUUGUUUUUGGUCAGAAUUUGAGUGAGAGGGUAGUGAUUAAAGAAAAUGUAAAUAAUGGUGAAGCAUCCAUAGACCACAGCUCUUCAAACGGUUCAUCCGAGCUGCUUUUUACAAGUGCCGUGGCGUCGGCAGUAAAAGAAAAUGUUCAGGUACAAGACGAGGCAGCCGCGGAAGGUGGAGAGGGUCUCGCGGCAGCAGCGGCUGAGUAUGAACGUUCACACGCGCGGCCUCCGCCCCCCACCUCUUACUGUACCAUGACUGGCGAGGAGGACGAGAUUAAUGUGCUGCAGAUAUCAUGUAGACUAUUCGCCUGGGAGAGUGGCAGCUGGCGCGAGCGCGGGCGAGGCGUGCUCCGACUCAACGACGGCGCGGCGGGCGGCGCGGCGGGCGGAGCGGCGAGCGGAGCGGCGGGCGGGGCGGGCGGCGCUCGGCUCGUGGCGCGUGUGGCGGGCUCGUUGCGCGUCGUGCUCAACACCAAGCUGUGGCCCGACAUGGUGGUGGAGCGCGCGGGGAACAAGUCGCUCCGGAUAACAGCUGCCGAUGCUCAGCAGCAAGUUAAACUGUUCCUCAUUAUGGGAGCGCCGGCUGAUAUCUCGCAACUACAUAGGGCAUUAAUGGCGCGAAUCUCACUCAGUAAGCGUAGUUCCAUUAGUCCCAAAGAAGAUGAAAACUCACAAAGAUCAGCGGAGAGACUGGAGGCAGCUUCUGAUGAAAUUGAUUACCUUGAAAAGUCUGUAGACGAUUUAAAUCAGGAAGGUGAAGGCUCUAAUUUUGACGAAGAGCAACUGACAGAAGAUGCUCCAACAAACAGGCAAAGUGAUAUCCGAAAAAAUAGAAUACAGUGUUCUGAUGAUAAGACUGACGAUGAAAAAUCUAACAUGAGUGAAGAUAUGUCUGAAGAUAAAGAAGCUAAAGCACUAAAACGGAAAGAACCUGUCGAUGAUGAGACUUCAUCUAAGAGACAGUGCCAAGAAUGUUAGCGAGUGUAAAUAAUUGUCUCAGUGUAAAAUUAUGUGAUGAUCUUGAAAUGAGUACUUCAUUCAAUCAAUUCCUUGCUGAAAGCUAUAAAAUUUAAUGAAGUAAAUAAAGAGUAGGGAUAUUUAUGAUUAAAUUAAUAAAGCAUAAUAAAGUGUUGGUAUAGUAUUAAUGUAAUAUCUAUUAUCGAAAAGAAGACCCGAUUGGAUGCAUUGUGUUUAGUAUGAAUUAAUGACAUCUAUAUUACCUAGUUAUAAAAAAAAGUUUGGCGAUUGUUACAAAACAUUCCAAUGUUUGCAAUGAAUUCACUAAACAUUUGAUUCGGCCGAAGCUGAAUACCAAAUACAUAUACAUGUGAUUUAUUUUCUGAAAUAUAAUAACAAUAAAGAGUCUUACUUGUA